GCUUACCUUACCACUGAAUCCUUUUGCGGAUGCGUGUAUAAGGAGUCGGAGUCUGGUAUUUAAAGCCUUCAUUGAGCUGUUUGCUGCGCGCAAUCCAACGACAUCAAGCUCGAUUCUUUUGCUGCCCAAGACGACUCACAUCAAGCUCAAUCGCGAAACAUGGAUUCCGCCGUGGACAUGGCCGACAGCUCGCGCGCGCUGGAUCUUUCGCGCAUCCGCUUCCAGCUCAUCCGUCUCGAAGACACAAUCACCUUCCAUCUCAUUGAGAGAGUCCAGUUUCCUCUAAAUAAGACCAUCUACACGCCAGGAGCUCUUCCCAUCCCUGAUAGCGGCCUGAGCUUCUUUGAUUAUUACUUUUCGCAACAAGAGAAGCUUCAAUCUCUUAUUCGCCGUUUCGAGUCACCCGACGAAUACGCCUUCUUCCCAGAGGCUAUCCAAAAACCCCUGCUAAAGCCUCUCAACUAUCCCAAGAUCUUACACAAAAACGACGUUUGCGUCAACGACAAGAUCAAAGACUUCUACAUUGAAAAGUUCUUGCCUGUUGCGUGCCCCAACUUUGGCCGCGAAGACCGGGGAGAGUCUCAGGAAAACUACGGCUCGACGUCCACUUGCGAUAUCGCUUGUCUACAGGCACUAUCCAGGAGAAUCCACUUUGGCAAAUUCGUCGCCGAGUCCAAGUUCCAGUCGGACCCUGAGCUCUACACACGGCUGAUUAAAGCUGAGGAUCGGGAGGCCAUUGGCGAGUCCAUCACCAACAGGGCCGUGGAGCAGCAAGUGCUCGAUCGCUUACGUCUCAAGGCGGAGACGUACGGUAAGGACCCGUCAACGUUGGGAGGAAUAGAGCAGCCUGUCAAGAUCAAUGUAGAUGCGGUGGUGUCCAUGUACAAGGACUUUGUCAUUCCAUUGACCAAGGAGGUGGAAGUUGAGUACUUGAUGCAGAGGCUCCUACCAGAAUAGUGGGGCAAAUCAAUAGAGCAAUUCAUUAUUAUUGUCUUCACUGCGGCGCAGCUAUAUAGUCACCAACGGCCUUGACGGCCUCCUUGAAUUUACCCGCCUCAAUGAGAAUCAUGUGCCCAAAUGUUUUAAUACCCAACUCCUGAAACGCUCGCUUGCUAUCUGCCACCGCAUCAUCUUCUUUCGUGUAUCGGAAACUGCCGUGUGCUACUGCGUAUUUCUGUAGAAUCUCAUCCUCGGGGUGGAAGUGGUAUGUCGACGCCUCCUCCUUGGCCUUUUUGCGCUUUCGGUCUUCCACAUCAAGGGUGGAUUCAACCUCCUGAUACGUCCUGGAGAAUACCAGGUAGUAGGAAAAGUCGUAUGGCUCCUUAUCUUCCAAUGCGUCUUCCACCUCUUCAACCAGCAUGGUGUACAGCGGAGGCGCGAUUUCGGACGGCAUGUUGAUGAGCCGCUCUGAAAAGACGAGGCCAACGGGCUUUUGUGCGUUGAUGAGCUCGGCCACGGCAGAUAUUGAGGGGUUGGUCUGGGCCUUGUCCGCCAGGUACUUGAGAAUAUCCUUCAUGGGCUCCUUCUCGCGAUGUUCAUAUGUGUUGAGGACCGUGAGCAUGGCGUAGGCAUCGUUGGCCUUGCCGUCGACUUUGACUGUCGAGCCAAUGGUCGGUUGUGAUAGGAUAAGGUCUGACAGAGCAGACAUGUUGAAGAGGUUGGCAUCGACAUCGAAGAGCUGUCGAAGUAGCGAUUUUGUGCCGUGGAAAUCGAUUUCGGGAUCGAAAUUGAACCACUCGAAAUCAACAUUGACCAUGUCAAAGUCCUCGUCAUCGCUGCUGUCCUCGUCCAUGCGAUCAGCGCCGCCAUCUGCCGGAGGGACGUCCUUGGCCUCUUCUCUUGACCUCUUUUUGCCCAUUGUGACUUGUCUUUAUGUUUUGCGACUUGGAAACUCGGUUAUGCGCGCGCGC
Trichoderma atroviride IMI 206040 is the source of this 1910-nucleotide messenger RNA. RefSeq lists its product as uncharacterized. Gene Ontology annotation, biological process: aromatic amino acid biosynthetic process; chorismate metabolic process. The record is from RefSeq and is a predicted model, not a curated record. NCBI's taxonomy places the organism in Eukaryota, Fungi, Ascomycota, Sordariomycetes, Hypocreales, Hypocreaceae. Gene Ontology annotation, cellular component: cytoplasm. Gene Ontology annotation, molecular function: chorismate mutase activity.